Messenger RNA from Aspergillus welwitschiae, 1663 nucleotides. RefSeq lists its product as uncharacterized. The record is from RefSeq and is a predicted model, not a curated record. The transcript has 5 exons. Bases 388 to 1626 code for a protein of 412 amino acids. NCBI's taxonomy places the organism in Eukaryota, Fungi, Ascomycota, Eurotiomycetes, Eurotiales, Aspergillaceae.
AUGGCCGAAAGAAUUGAUCUAGGGGAAUCAACCAACAAGAAAAAUCGAGGGUUAUAGCUAUACCUGUAGUGGAAAUAGUCUGCGUCCUGUGAGAAGACAUGGGAGCCGAACUCACUCUUUCUCCUCAUUCUUUGCCAGCCAUUUCCUUCGAUGACUUACUAUCGUGUCACGGUUCGCCUCGGCGAAUGAGAUCGCCUCAUUAAGCGCCGGCCAUGCAAGUCCAUCACGAUAGGCUUCCGGCUAUCAAGUCAUCCCCACUUAUCUAGCAGGCUUCACUGUUCAGCGAUCAAAGUAUGAAAGGAACUCCUCGGUCGGAGUUAUCGAUCUGAGAGGUCGUCUUUUCCCUCUAUCUCCCUCUCUUCCGGCCAUGUCCUUAGACGGCUCACUAUGGGCACGCUGAAAUUGACCCUGCCCAGCUCUCCUUCAGUCCAGGUAUUUAAAAGAAACCGGCAGAGAAAGUUACUUUAUACGGGGCUAUCAUUGGUUUUUCUCCUCGUGUUGUGGGGUACCUUAUUCAUAAGUUCUGGUGGACGGUAUGCUGGGGUGCAGAGACUCGGUUCAUCAGACAGAUUGAGUUUGGACACAAUCAAGAAUGAAACAUUAGGGUUCGAAAGGAUAUUUUGUAUCAAUCUUCCCAGUCGACCUGAUAAACGGGAUGCAAUCACACUAGGCUCAUCAGUCACGCAGUUCCGCGUGGACUGGAUCGAUGGCGUAUCUUCCGAGGAUAUGAGCCCAAAGGCUUAUCCACCACGAUACGAUGAACCCGAUAGACCUCGCAUGUUAGCCGGUGAAAUCGGGAGCUGGCGAGCUCACCUGAACGCAAUGCAACGUAUCGUCUCAGAGCGCAUAUCCAGCGCCCUAAUCCUCGAAGACGACGUCGACUGGGACGUGACACUAAAGAACCAACUACAAGAAUUCGCGCUGGGAACCCUCGCUCUCCAAGCCGAAUCCCACCCCAAGACCACACCCUAUGGCGACGAGUGGGACAUCCUCUGGCUCGGCCACUGCGGGACGAAAUGCCAAAAGAACAUCCCUUUCUACAUACUGAAGAACGAUCCAACAUCUAUCCCCGUCUACGGCCUCCCACAAUACUGGGCCGGUCCAGCCGUCCACGAACUCGUCGACAACAUCAAACACAACCGCAUUAUCUGCAAGACGUCAUUGGCAGUCUGCUCCAGCGCAUAUGCAGUAUCGUUCAACGCAGCACAGAAAAUCCUCGCUGCGUUAUCUGUCUUACCCGAUGAUGAGAGCAUGCCGCCUGGUCAGAGCGUCGUGUAUGAUGUUAUGUUAGGGAGAUUGUGCGAGAGUGGGUACUUGAGGUGUAUUUCGUCGCAUCCUUCGCUUUUUGGCAACUGGAAGGGCGCGGGUUUGCCUUCUAAAGCGUCGGAUAUUCAAUAUAAGUAUGAUGGACCGAGGGAGCAGAAGACGUUUGAAGGGGCGAGUUUCCAGGGGUUGGUUUAUAGUACCAUGUAUAAUUUGGGGACUUUGCUCGACGGGGAGAGGGUGGUGGUGUCCAAUGUUAAUGAUGUUAUGAAGCCGAAGUUGGAUCUUACGAAAGUGAGAAGGGUGGAGGGUGGGCUGCAUGUGUUAGAUUAUGAGGAGAUGGUUUUGAGUCGUGUAGGAUAGUUAAACAUAUUGAGAUAUCUCUUCAAAACAAUGAUGC